Etheostoma spectabile (orangethroat darter) is the source of this 1477-nucleotide messenger RNA. RefSeq names its product mitochondrial calcium uniporter regulator 1 (gene mcur1). NCBI's taxonomy places the organism in Eukaryota, Metazoa, Chordata, Actinopteri, Perciformes, Percidae. Gene Ontology annotation, biological process: calcium import into the mitochondrion; positive regulation of mitochondrial calcium ion concentration. The record is from RefSeq and is a predicted model, not a curated record. Bases 116 to 1012 code for a protein of 298 amino acids. Gene Ontology annotation, cellular component: mitochondrial inner membrane; mitochondrion. The transcript is spliced from 9 exons.
GGAAAAGUUGCAAUGCAUGUUUUCACAGACGGAAGUACACUCCAGCGGAACCAUAGACAGUUAAAGAAACACUAGCUAUGCUAUAUGCUAGGGCGGAACAUUAGCUUUGACAACAAUGGUGCUUAAACAGUCUCAUUUGCGACUUAAACGUUUUGGUGUUAACCAUGACGUCUCUUUUAAUCAACACAGAGACGGCGGUUUUCCUUUGACCACUGUCAACAAAUCACCGUGUGUCCGAGGUAUCGUCCCUCCACCUUUUAGGAACUUUGACCAGCUUCUAAGGAGAGGGAGACGAGCUGGACCGACGACCGGGAGUCUGGGUCUUUCUGCUGUGACGCAGAUGUCCGCGAGAGAGCUGAGUACUUCCACCAACGCCCUCCAGUAUUUGAACCCAGACGUGCCAAAGUCUGAAAGCGGGAAGCUGCUUUUUGAUACGCAUGCGGUGGUGCGACUCUUUGAGAAAAACGGCUUCCCAACUCAGCAAGCUGAGGUGAUGGUUAAAGUUCUGGUGAGGAUGACGAACUCUAACAUGGAUGUCAUCUAUAAUGACAUGGUGACCAAAGUGCUGCAGGAGAUCAUGUUGCAGCGUGUGAUGUCUCAAAUAGUGGUCGUGAAGAAGGACAUGAUAAUCCUGGAGAAGAGUGAGUUCUCUGCUCUACUGGCGGAAAGUGAGAAACUCGAGAUCCAGUUAUUGCAGCUCAAGGUCCAACUGGCUGAUGUCAUGAAUAAAGUGCGCUCAGACACUGUCAUGGACAUGCAUUUGGAGAAAAAUCGCGCAAAAGCAUUGAAAGUAGGGCAUGACAAGAUGCUUCUAGAAACACGAGCUGAGAUUAUGGAAAUGACUGCAGAGCAAGAUCGUCAUUUAACUCAGACCAACAUUAAAAUCGACACGGAGGUGGCUGGUCUGAAAACCAUGUUAGAGGCCCAUAAACUGGAUACGAUAAAAUACCUUGCAGGUUCAGUGUUCACCUGUCUCACGGUGGUCUUGGGUUUCUAUCGUAUUUGGAUGUAGGCAGGACCACACUCUACAUAUGAUGUUCAUAUAACCCUCAGUGAUCAAUGUCGGGAAGUUUGCAUUCCCUGGUGCGAUCCAGUGUUCAUUUUGUCACCUAUUUUUAAUUUGGUCUUGUGCCAAAUGUCCUUUUAUUUUUAGUCAUAUUUAGUCAUUAUCAUGUGAUUUUUGUUAGUCAAAUUUUAGUCGACUAAAAGUCUCGUUGUUUUCGUCAAACAUUUAAAAAAAAAAGUUAAAUAAGAGAUUAUUUAUGAUAACUAUUUCAUCAAACCACGCAACCAAUAAAGUCAUAGGUGCCCGUGGUUACUUCGUGCCUAAACAUACUUGCUAAAUGUACUUUAUACAUUUUUUUUUUAAAGAUCAUUUACUAAAAAAAACUCCAUUCAGAAAAUGUUGUGCAGUCAGUUGCUAUAAAUACUGACCUCUUAUUCAGAUAAUGCUGUUUAAAACUAAAGUUAAACUUUU